Messenger RNA from Amblyraja radiata (thorny skate), 2964 nucleotides. RefSeq names its product ectonucleoside triphosphate diphosphohydrolase 5a (gene entpd5a). The record is from RefSeq and is a predicted model, not a curated record. NCBI's taxonomy places the organism in Eukaryota, Metazoa, Chordata, Chondrichthyes, Rajiformes, Rajidae. The transcript is spliced from 14 exons. Gene Ontology annotation, molecular function: hydrolase activity. Bases 18 to 1445 code for a protein of 475 amino acids.
GAGGCCGAGCGUUGGGCAUGCGCGGUGGAGCCGGCAUUGGAGAUGGGUCAGGUCGGUCGGUCGGCUGGAGGAUUUAUAAAGUCAGAUUAAAUUCCAGAAGUAAUCUCCGCCUCCAAUGCCGCAGUGUACUCCGCCAUAGAAAGAUGGAACCCUUAAGAAAGCUCUUGGUUCUGCUGUUCCUUGUGUUCUUGGCGUGCAUUUCAUCGUCAGAAGUCGAUAUUUAUCACCCUCAAUAUGCAAUUGGAAAUCAGGACAUCUUGCCUUCAAGAUCAAGAUCUGGAAAUCUAUCCGACGUGUGUUAUGGAAUUGUAUUUGAUGCUGGAAGCACAGGGACUCGCAUACACGUCUACACUUUUGUACAGAAGAAUCCUGAACCCCCUCAACUGUUCAAUGAAGUCUUUGAAUCAGUAAAACCCGGUCUCUCCGCUUAUGUAGAUGACCCUGAAAAGGGCGCAGAGACUGUGCGUGGACUGCUGAACGUGGCAAAGGAGGCAAUACCUUCAACACACUGGUACACUACCCCAGUGGUACUCAAAGCCACCGCAGGACUACGCCUGCUACCCAAGCAGAAAGCACAAGCUUUGCUGUUAGAGAUCAAGGAACUUUUUGAGGAUUCUCCCUUUCUGGUACCAGAUGACUGUGUUAGUAUCAUGAAUGGUACAUACGAAGGAAUUUUAGCCUGGAUCACAAUAAACUUCCUGACUGGUCACUUGUACAGUACAAAUGAGAGCAGUGUUGGAAUCCUGGACCUGGGAGGUGCUUCCACACAGAUCACAUUCCUUCCUCAAGCUGAGAGUACACUUCACGCUGCCCCUGAAGACUAUAUCAGUUCCUUUCAAAUGUUUAACAAUUCCUACAAGCUCUACAGCCACAGUUAUUUGGGCCUUGGAUUGAAAGUAGCAAGGCAGGCCGUACUGGGAGCAUUGGAAGCAAAAGCAGAUGCGAGCAAAAGAUACAGAAGUUCAUGUUUACCACCGUUCCUGAAGGCUGAAUGGAAAUUCAGUGGUGUCAACUAUAAGUUUGGUGGAAUUAAGGAUGUUCCCUCCAGCUACCAAUCCUGCUACAAGGAAGUCAUUAAGGUGGUACGGAAGAAACUCGAUCAGCAAGAUGAAAUCAAAAAACGUUGUUUUUAUGCCUUCUCGUAUUACUACGAUCGAGCAGUGGAUGCGGGACUAAUUGAUCACGAAAAAGGCGGUGUAAUACUUGUGAAGGAUUUUGAAUUAAAAGCAGAGGAAGUUUGCGAAGACCUCAAUGAGGUAACGACAGGCAGCCCUUUCCUAUGCAUGGACCUAACAUAUAUCACUAUCUUACUCAAGGAAGGGUUUGGAUUCAACGAUGACACAAAACUCCACCUGACCAAGAAAGUGAAUGAUAUUGAGACCAGCUGGGCCCUGGGAGCAGCGUUCCAAUUCAUCCAGUCACUGAAGCCUGCACCCUUGAAUUGAAGAAAAUUCUUAUUAAUGCCAUAUUUCUGGAGCUACUGAUGCACAUAAUUGUCUUGCUUCUUGUAAGCGGUUUACACUUGCCAGGCCACGGAGGAAGUCAUUACGAUGGCACUCACUGAAAAUAACCCAGAGGAGGGGGUUCUCUUGGCUAUGUCGCCCCCCCCCGUUGAUUCACAAGGAAGAUGUGGAAUAAAAGGUUAUUUUUCAUCACCCAUCGAAAACGAUUGAAAAAUAUAAAAGCACAGAAGUUCAUUGACUUCGAAAAACAACAGGUGAUACGCAUGGAUACCCUGUCCCAAAAUACUGCUUUGUGAUCAUUUAUUCAUAACUCUGCUCUCGUAUUGUAUUUCAGGAACAAGCUUUGAGUUUUCAGUAAAGAAAAUAAUAGUAAUACUCCAACGGGGAAUCAAGAAAAUGAAGCUGUGUUCCUUUGAUGGUCAAAAAUGGCAUUGACACCAAACCUGAUCCAACCUAAAUAUUUUUUCGAAAGAAGCUCCUUCUUAAAUGUUUUUAAUCGUUUAAAAUGUUAAAGGCAAUGAUUGUUAAACUUUCCUCUUGAACCACUUUUGGCUCUCUCCCAGCAGAUGAAAGGAGUGCAGAGGGAGAGGCUUAAUUUACCUGUGAAGACUAGGAGUACUAGACUUCACUUUACCUGUGAACAAUAGGAGAAUGCUGCCCUAUCAGUCUUGGAUGUUUACUAACAAUAUUAAUUUGCUGCCCAGAAUUUAAUUCUUGCGUGUUUAGGUCUGCCUCGGGAGAGAAGGGCUGAGGAAAGGCAGAGAAGAAUAGGAUUGGGGAUGGAAUCUCCCUUUCUCUGAUAUCAUCAAUAUUGAGAUUGAUCGUAACUCAACGUGACCUCUCUGUCGACCUCUUGAAUUUCAUGGAAGGUACAAAAUGGAGUUCCCUGGGUACAUGGAGGGUGCAAUAUCCAGCCUUAAUUAGACCAAACCUACACAUUGACUCGUGCAAUAAACAAUACCACAAAUUUUUCUUUUGAGCCCUCUGGUUUGUGAUUCUAUAACAAACAGUAACACUGGAAAGGCCAAAUCAUCUUUUACUGCAACGUGGCAAUUGAACUGUUUCUUUGCCCUUUGAAUGAGAGUUCAUCCAUUUAAUUUAUAAUCUAGUGGGAGAUAAGUUCUUGAACACACCCCUCUAUGUAGCAACGUGCCUCUUAAGUUUAAAACUAAUCUGUUUACAACUAGGUACGGCUUAGUUCUAGAAAUCAUUUGAUUGCAGAAACAAGUGACUGCUCCAUACAAAUUUCUUGCAACUGAACCUGAUCUCUAAAUCCCCCAACAUUUCUGACUUCAUUCUCGCUCCUGUGAAACAAAAUACUUAUUUUUUAAAUAAUGAUUCUUGCACUUAAUUUUGGCUGUAAUUAGUAUUUUGUACAAAAAUUCACUUGUAAUUAUUGCAAAUUUUAAAAGAAAGUAACUUGAGUCAUGUAAAUGCAGUUAUUAUUGAAUGUUUUGUAUCAAAAUUCAAUUUUUUAAAUUAAAGAACAGUUAAGUGUGUG